GCUACGUAAUUCAGGAGAUUUAGACGACUGCAAAGAUGGCGUGUGUAUGGUGUUAUGGAAUGGGAGAGAUCAUCAGAUGUCCUGUCCUUAUGUUUUGAUGAACGUUUAAAACUUCUGUUGACGUUAGCUAUUAAUAUUAGCUACGGUCAGAAUGGCCCAUGGAUACCUUCGCUUGUCAAGAGGUUGCAGGAAUCUUUUCAAAGUUCUGCUGCCUCCAAACGUAACAAGCAAUGCCCGACUGGUCUCAAGUUAUGCUGAUGCCCAAAUAGCAAUCGAAAGAGGGUCUAUACUUGCCAAGGUCUUAGGUGCCUAUCAAAGCAUUUGCUCCAAACCCCCCAAAGGUUUUGAAAAGUACUUUCCUGAAGCUAAGAAUGGUCCAAAGAGUAGCGAACCUAACACAUCCAGUGGAAAUACACCCAAAGAGGCUGAGCCAGUCAAUGGACAGAAAGACACAGAGAAAUCCGGUGGAGGAGGAGCUUGGGGGGGAGGAGGUGCCUCAGGUGGAGGAGGAAAGAGAGGAGGCCGAAAGGAGGAAUCUACUUGGUAUAGCCGGCUUCAGAAGGGUGAUGUGCCAUGGGAUGACAAAGAUUUCCGUAUGUACUUCCUGGGUGGGACAGUCUUUUGGACAGUUGUCACAUACUACUUAUUUUUUCGUGAUGGGGGAAGAGAAGUUACUUGGAAAGACUUUGUCAAUAAUUACCUCUCAAAAGGAGUGGUGGAUCGGUUGGAGGUUGUAAAUAAGCGCUAUGUAAAAGUGGUGUUUUCUCCCGGGAAGACUCCUGUUGAUGGACAAUAUGUAUGGUUCAAUAUCGGCAGCGUAGAUACAUUUGAGCGUAAUCUGGAGACUUCACAGUAUGAGAUGGGAAUUGAGGGUGAGAAUCGCCUGCCAGUGGUCUACUCCACAGAGAGUGACGGCUCCUUCCUUCUGAGCAUGCUCCCAACCGUGCUCAUUAUUGGCUUCCUGCUCCUCAUGCUACGACGGGGGCCUGCUGGGCCGGGCAGACCGGGCCGAGGCAUGGGCGGUCUCUUUAGUGUCAGCGAGACCACUGCCAAGGUGAUCAAGGAUGAGAUCAACAUCAAAUUCAAAGAUGUGGCCGGCUGUGAGGAGGCCAAGAUGGAAAUCAUGGAGUUUGUGAACUUCUUGAAGAACCCCAAGCAGUACCAGGAUCUGGGUGCAAAAAUUCCAAAAGGUGCCAUUCUGACAGGACCACCUGGGACAGGGAAGACCCUCCUCGCUAAGGCCACUGCUGGAGAGGCCAACGUCCCUUUCAUCACCGUCAAUGGCUCAGAGUUCUUAGAGAUGUUUGUUGGCGUAGGCCCUGCCAGGGUCAGAGACCUGUUUGUCUUGGCCCGCAAAAAUGCGCCCUGUAUCCUCUUCAUUGAUGAAAUUGAUGCUGUGGGACGCAAGCGUGGAAGAGGGAACUUUGGAGGCCAGAGCGAGCAGGAGAACACACUGAACCAGCUGCUGGUGGAGAUGGAUGGGUUCAACACUGCAACCAAUGUGGUGGUAUUAGCUGGCACCAACCGACCUGAUAUUUUAGACCCUGCACUGAUGAGACCUGGACGCUUUGACAGGCAGAUUUACAUUGGUCCCCCUGACAUCAAGGGUAGAGCCUCAAUAUUUAAAGUGCAUCUGAGGCCCCUAAAACUGGAUCCGGAGAUGGACAAAGAGGCUCUGGCCAGAAAAAUGGCUGCCCUAACUCCUGGCUUCUCUGGUAUGCAUACACAGCUACCAUCUUCGAAGGUGACGCGAAUUUUCUUUCCACGUUGCGCUGGGUUUAAUCUCAAGACUUCAAAGAAGCAGAUAUGGAGGAAACAGAAUUAA
This is a messenger RNA of Hypomesus transpacificus, 1825 nucleotides long. Its product is annotated as AFG3-like protein 2. NCBI's taxonomy places the organism in Eukaryota, Metazoa, Chordata, Actinopteri, Osmeriformes, Osmeridae. Gene Ontology annotation, biological process: mitochondrial protein processing; protein-containing complex assembly. The record is from RefSeq and is a predicted model, not a curated record. Gene Ontology annotation, cellular component: m-AAA complex; membrane. Gene Ontology annotation, molecular function: ATP-dependent peptidase activity; ATP binding; zinc ion binding.